AAUUUGUCUUGGGCUUCAAAGUUUUUGUUGUUGUUUGUGAUUUCGCUUAAUUUUAUCAUUAAUUUAAUUGUUUUUAACAUUCGAACUGACAUUUAAUGGCUAAUUUAAUCAGUGCACAACAAGAACUCCAAACAAAAAAGAUUCUAGAAGACUUGCAACUGAAAAAGAAGCUACUAUUGUCGACAAACAGCAACAAUAGUAUGCCCCAGUACAAUCCACAGGUCAUCCAAGCACCCGUAGGUAGUCAGCCAGAGAAAGAAAUUGUCAAUAACUCGUCGCGAACGGCGCUGCAGCAAGCACAAGCCGUCUCCUUCGGCUAUUUCGUGAGUCAAAAUUCGUCAUUUGGCAAUUUGAUUUUGCCCGUGUUACCUGCGUUCGACAACCAUACGCCACCGACGUCGCAACCGCCACCGACGACGAAGUAA
Molecule: messenger RNA, 425 nt
Organism: Culicoides brevitarsis
Lineage: Eukaryota; Metazoa; Arthropoda; Insecta; Diptera; Ceratopogonidae
Product: SOSS complex subunit C homolog B
Exons: 2
Coding region: 96-425 (109 amino acids)
Biological process (GO): DNA repair
Cellular component (GO): nucleus; nucleoplasm; SOSS complex
Source: RefSeq, a predicted model, not a curated record